AUGCUCUGCGCCGAGUUCGGAGCGAAUCCUACCUUAGGAGCGGGUAAAGUGCAAAUGCUGGAGGAUCCGAGCAUGAAACGCGCUUCCCUGGCGUGCACGGCUUCCGUCGUCCGCCUAAUUACCAACUCGCCAAUCCGCUUUGUGUUCGAGCGAAAUUAUUCGCUUAUUAAAAUAUCGCGCGGCCCGCACCUGUCCGCUCUC
Iphiclides podalirius (scarce swallowtail) is the source of this 201-nucleotide messenger RNA. The record is from the annotation of a GenBank genome assembly. Lineage: Eukaryota; Metazoa; Arthropoda; Insecta; Lepidoptera; Papilionidae.